Rhododendron vialii is the source of this 1094-nucleotide messenger RNA. RefSeq names its product thioredoxin-like protein CDSP32, chloroplastic. Lineage: Eukaryota; Viridiplantae; Streptophyta; Magnoliopsida; Ericales; Ericaceae. Bases 72 to 1085 code for a protein of 337 amino acids. Gene Ontology annotation, molecular function: oxidoreductase activity, acting on a sulfur group of donors, disulfide as acceptor. The record is from RefSeq and is a predicted model, not a curated record. The transcript has 2 exons.
ACAAAAAUUUUCAUAAAGAACGAAAUCCCAUUUGGUUGAUUAAAUAUGAACCACAUACCUAACGAGUGGAUAUGCAUCUCUCAUCACCAGAAAAUCUCUUUCUCAAGAAUUUCAUUAUCCUCCUGGCCACACUAUCCUUCUCCCAAUAUUCAUCCUCUUUCUUUCUCUCUCUCUCUCUCUCUCUCUCUAUGGCUACAAUCACGAACUUCCUAGCCAAACCCCCUCCUAAACUCAACCCAUUCAACCCCUACUCUUCAUCUUACCAUCUCCCCAAUUUCCCCACCAAAACCCCAAAUCUUCUCCGAAUUUUCAAAACCACCCCAAGUAGCACCCCUCUCCUCUGCUUCGCCAAAGCCGCGGCCGCUGGCUCAAAGCCGAAGAAAGUCGAAAGCGACGAAAGAGUACAGCAAGUCCACAGCGUGGCGGAGUUCGACGAGGCCCUGAAGGCGGCCAAGAACAAGCUGGUGGUGGUGGAGUACGCCGCGAGCCACAGCUACCACAGCCGCAAGAUAUACCCGCACAUGGUGGAGCUGAGCCGGACGUGCGGCGACGUGGAGUUCUUGUUGGUGAUGGGAGACGAAUCGGAGAGCACGAAGGAGCUUUGCGAGAGGGAGAAGAUUGAUAAGGUUCCGCACUUCAGCUUCUAUAAGAGCAUGGAGAAGAUUCACGAGGAGGAAGGGAUUGGGCCUGAUGAGCUUGUGGGAGAUGUGUUGUAUUAUGGGGAUAACCACUCGGCUGUGGUUCAGCUGCAUUGCAGGGAGGACGUGGAGAAGUUGAUUGGAGAUCACAAGGUGGAUCAGAAACUGAUAGUCCUGGACGUGGGGCUGAAGCACUGUGGGCCGUGCGUGAAGGUAUAUCCAACGGUGCUGAAGCUGUCUAGACAAAUGACGGACACGGUGGUUUUCGCAAGAAUGAACGGUGAUGAGAACGAGAGUUGCAUGGAGUUUUUGAAGGACAUGAACGUGAUUGAGGUCCCCACGUUUUUGUUCAUCAGAGAUGGGGAGAUUUGUGGGAGGUAUGUCGGGUCUGGUAAAGGCGAACUCAUUGGUGAAAUUCUUAGAUACCAAGGUGUUCGUGUGACAUGAAAAAAAGAA